CUCCACUGGGGGGAGGUGGACCAACGGCUGAGGAGGCACAAGAGACAACAAGAGACAGGAAAGAGAAGCGUGUCCGGUGACAUAAACUAAUUCCCUGAGGAGCCAUUACUUCCCUAGCAAGGUUUAAUCAUAUAAAAAAGGCUACACGAAGAAGAUAUAAAGGUAAAAAGUUGUGAGGAGAGGCGGAGCGUGCGACUGAUGAGCUCGCGCGCUGGAUAGGAAGAAGUAGAAGGAACACACGCUGAAGUAACGUUGGCACAAACCCCGCUCUCCUUUUUUCAUUGUAUUUAUUAUUGGCAUUUUAUACGUGUACAUAUGCCGUGAUUUUAAUUUUCGGAUUAGUGGAUUAGUGGAACUCCAGGACAAGGACCGGUUUCUGAAAGUAUGAACUUUUCUGCUGAGGCGCCGCGCCACAGGUUCAGAACGAGCCCGUGAGGUGAAGUGAAUGUCAUUAUUUGAUUUACUGCGAUGAUGAAGACCAGAGUUUUGGACGCUGUUUAGCUGCUUAUUAGCCUGCUCGGUGUGAGACACGGGACAAAGAGGGGACGCCAGAGAUUCGCUCACCUUUUUGCGCACUUCCAUGAGUCAAAGCGGAGUAAUAAUACUGUUCGUGUAAAUUGUACGUUUCUAAUGUCAAGAUGACCGUGAAACUGGACUUCGAAGAGUGCCUGAAAGACUCCCCCAGGUUCAGGGCAGCCAUUGAGGAUGUGGAGGGGGAUGUGAAUGAACUGGAGACACGUCUCGAGAAGUUGGUGAAGCAGUGUAACUCCAUGCUGGAGGCAGGCCGUACAUACUGCCAGCACAGUAAGAGCUUUGUGAAUGGGCUCAGGGAGCUGGGGCACCACUGUUCUGAAGACAAAACUAUGGGGGACUGUUUAGAAAAGUUCUCCAAGAAGUUGUCCAUCAUUCUCAAUGCUCAUGAGGAGCUCAUUGAAACCACACAGAAGUCGGUGAGAAUGAAGUUGCACAGUUUUGUGAAGGAGGAUGUGAAGCGCUUUAAAGAUGUACGUAAGGAGUUUGAACGCAGUAGUGAGACUCUGGAGACAGCGUUGGGGAGGAAUGCUCAGGCUCCACGGGGUAAACAGCAUGAAGUAGAGGAGGCCAGCCUGUCUCUGUUGAAUGCCCGCAGAGUCUUCAGAUCAGAGGCUCUGGACUAUGUACUGCAGAUCAAUGUUAUUGAGUCCAAGAAGAAGACUGAAAUACUGAUGGCGAUGCUCUCCCUGAUGGAGGCCCAGGCUCUGUUCUUCCAGCAGGGCCACCAGUCCCUCACAGAACUCGAAGAGUACCGCAGGCAGCUCAGCGACGAGCACACUCAACUAGUUUUGAAUUCUGCUAGAGAGAAAAGAGACAUGGAACAGAGACAUGCUGCAAUCAAGAAAAAGGACGUAUCUUAUGACGACUUGAUCAUGGACUUCAGUCCAGAUGCACCCAGUGGCAUCGUGAUGGAGGGCUACCUGUACAAAAGAGCGAGCAACGCCUUCAAAACAUGGAGCAGGCGGUGGUUCUCAAUUCAGAAAAACCAGCUGGUCUACCAAAAGAAAUACAAAGAGCAGCCGACAGUGGUAGUGGAAGACUUGCGGCUCUGCACCGUGAAGCCCUGCGCUGAGCAGGACAGAAGAUUCUGCUUUGAGGUCGUCUCACCCUCCAAGAGCUGUCUGUUGCAAGCAGAUUCAGAGCGACAACAGCAAGGCUGGAUGAGUGCUGUGCAGAACAGCAUUGCCUCGGCAUUUCAGGAGAGGAGAGAAGACACGCUCAGCCCUAGAGAGCGCUGUAGCUCAGUGUCAGCGGGCAGUGUGAACUUGGUUGGUGGGGAGCAGCAGGAUUCAGGCUGUAAGGCACUGGAGGAGGUGCAGGCUAUCCCGGGGAACGGACACUGUUGCGACUGUGGAGAACCAGGACCAGACUGGGCUUCGAUUAACCUGGGAAUAACACUCUGUAUCACCUGCUCUGGAAUUCACAGGAGUCUGGGUGUCCACUUUUCUAAAGUCCGCUCUCUAACUCUGGACUCCUGGGAGCCAGAACUCAUCAAACUGAUGUGUGAGUUAGGAAACACUGCCAUUAACCGGAUCUAUGAGGCGCGCAUUGAUGAGAUCACCAUAAAGAAACCACACGCCUCAAGUCCCAGGCAGGAUAAGGAGUCAUGGAUUCGUUCGAAAUACGUGGAGAAGAAAUUUAUUCACAAGCUUCCUGAAACAGGCCGUGCCCCACCCCUGCGUCGCUCCAGUGCACGCCGUAACAGAGCAACCACUCAAGAGAAACCGGGCACACGUCCUGUACUCAAACCCAAACCCAGCAGGGCCACCCUGCCACGCCUCACAGGCCUGAACCCAAGUGAAAUAAUGAAGAACAGCAUUGACUCUCACAAAGAUGAUGAAGAGGAGGAAGAUUUGAGCGGUCUUCACCCCGGCGCUCUGCUCUAUCGUUCUGCAGCACUUCAGCACUUCCCUGUCAUGGCCGACGCUCUGGCACACGGAGCUGACGUCAACUGGGUUAAUGUAGCCGAGGACAGCAAAACACCACUCAUACAGGCCGCUACCGUGAAUUCCCUGGCAGCGUGUGAGUUCCUACUGCAGAAUGGCGCUAAUGUUAACCAGGUGGACUCUAUUGGAAGAGGACCCUUACACCAUGCUACUAUACUGGGACAUACAGGGCUGGUGUGUCUGUUUCUGAAGAGAGGAGCGGACUACAAUGCAAAGGAUAUCCACCAAAAAGACCCGAUCAGCAUAGCUGUAGAUAGCGCCAACGCUGACAUCGUUACACUCCUUCGAAUAGCCAAGAUGAACAAAGAGAUGCGAGAGAUGGACGGCUUCGCCCAAUCAGGUGAUGAGACGUACCAUGAUAUCUUUAGGGAUUUCUCCCAAAUGGCCUCCCACAACCCAGAGAAGCUGAAACGCCGCAGUGCCGACAUUAAAACCCCAUAACCACCAGGUGGCACUGCUGCCAGUGCUACCAUGUUCUGUACACAAAGACAUGGGCAGAAAAAUUAAUGUUUACUUCAUAAUUGAUCAAUCCAUGCUCCACCCACAGAUGCGUUCUUUCAUAGAUCCUGUUGCAAAACAAAAAUCCCAUUUAACCUAAUAAAAAAACUGUAGCACACAACACAGUUUUUGUCAAAGCACUUAAAUUUGGAGUUAUUCACCUGAAAUUUUUUUGCAUGUGUGGAAAGUAACACAUUUAGGAUAGAUUAUUUGUAGUUUUUGUGUAAUCAACCAAAUGUUUGCACGGUGGCAGUUUGUUGUUCUUGUUGUUCUUGUUGUUCUUGCUGUUUAGAACCUGCCCAGUUUCAGUUAGCUAUAACAACGGUUAGCUACAGCAGCUCUGUAAUGUAACAUUUUAAACUGGAAACUUCAGCGUUGUAGCAGCUGUAAACAUAGUGUGCUUCAGUUUCUCAUCGGGUUCAAUGGAGCUUUUGCCCAAGUUCUGUAAAGCUCAUCUAAUCUCACAACACUUGCUAUGAAAGAACAUGUCUAUAGGUGGAGCACAGUUGGAUCAACUGGCUGGCCAUGAUGCCAGAAGAGAAAACGUAAUUGUGAAAUGCAUGCUGCUGUAAAGUCAGCGCGCAGUUAUCAGCUGCAGUUUGUAGUCAUCCUGGAUCUUUGAGCCUGAGCCCCAAUAGAUCGUAGUGAUCAGCUCAUUCCAUAGACGCGCAGUAGAGCUGCCAUUAAACUGCAACCAUUUGUCCUUUUGCUCUGCAAUCACCAGCAUUCUCUUAACUCACAUUGGUACUCAGGAGGGCUCUGGAUUGAUGAAAUCAACUCUUUGAUAUCCAGUCAAAUUGAACUGAUCAUGGUUCUAUUUCACAAUCCAAUAUUCUUUUAUUACAGCAAUAUCGUAAAUUUCUAUUUUAUGUUUUAUCCUCAAGACUGAAUUAAAUUUCAGUGUGAACAAUUUACUUAUGCCAGUGCUUUUAUUUCUCCCUCUGAAACACAGUGUUAGUUUAUCUUGUCCAUCUUUAACAGCAGCUGGAAGUUGUUGAAUUCCUGUUUUUUUCUCCUUUUGUGACCAAACAUACAAUUCUAUGUUUUAAAUUUCUUUUCUUUUUCCUGUUAUAUAAACAUUGUGUUUUGUAUGCAUGUCUGUUCCAAGCAACAAAAGAUUUAUGCCCCUUCUGCCCAGGGAAAAAUAAACUCGCUUGCUAAUACAUGUCUCCU
Messenger RNA from Colossoma macropomum (tambaqui), 4151 nucleotides. It is a transcript of the gene acap1, whose product is annotated as ArfGAP with coiled-coil, ankyrin repeat and PH domains 1. Lineage: Eukaryota; Metazoa; Chordata; Actinopteri; Characiformes; Serrasalmidae. The record is from RefSeq and is a predicted model, not a curated record. The transcript has 23 exons. Gene Ontology annotation, molecular function: protein binding; GTPase activator activity. Gene Ontology annotation, cellular component: cytoplasm. Bases 639 to 2921 code for a protein of 760 amino acids.